AUUCUCUGGAGAACGAUUCUGAAAACAUCGGCGCUUCGGCACGUUGUAAACAGCUGUGAUUAUCCGCGUUGAAAGCAUUGGCUGCCACGCUUGACUCUAGGCAAGGCCAUUUUUUCAGUGAAUCGACCAGUUCUACCACUGACAGCCACGAACGUGUUCUGAAUCAUGGCGCUCCUCGCGAAAAUCGCCAAGUGUGAGGCGCGCAUUGUCAUAAGGAGUUACAGCUGUAGCGUACCAUCGGUUAAGCUGUACAUUAAUGGCCAAUUCGUAGAUUCAAAAGCAACGGAAUUUACCGAUGUUCACGAUCCAGCAACAAACGAACUGCUAUGUCGCACUCCGAAAAGCACGAAAGAGGAAAUGGAAAUGGCUGUCCAAAGUGCAAAGAGUGCCUAUGAAAAAUGGAAAAACACCAGUGUGCUUACAAGACAAACUCUGAUGCUGAAAUAUCAAGCACUUAUUCGAGAACAUUCGAAAGAGAUCGCAGAAAAUCUAGUCAAGGAAAAUGGAAAGACAAUGGCCGAUGCCGAAGGAGAUGUUCUUCGAGGACUACAGGUGGUUGACGCUUGCACCGCGAUUCCUACCCUUCAAAUGGGCGAGAGUAUGCCAAAUAUUGCCACAGAUAUGGACAUAGUUUCCUACAGAGUUCCUCUCGGCAUAACUGCUUCCAUCUGUCCGUUUAAUUUCCCUGCGAUGAUUCCCCUUUGGUCGUUUCCGGUCUCGGUCGCAUGCGGAAACGCCACCAUUUUGAAGCCGUCGGAGCGUGUGCCGGGCGCCUCGAUGAUUCUGGCCGAUCUGUUCACCAAGGCUGGUGCCCCGCCAGGUCUGUUGAAUGUUAUACACGGCCAACACGCCGCUGUUGAUUUUAUCUGCGAGCAUCCGGACAUCAAGGCGGUUUCUUUCGUUGGUUCCGAUCAAGCGGGAAAAUAUAUAUACAAACAGAGCAGUGCUCACGGUAAACGCGUGCAGUGCAAUAUGGGAGCGAAGAACCAUUGUGUCGUUCUGCCAGACGCGAACAAGAAUAAAACGAUUUCGCAAAUUGUGGGAGCCGCAUUCGGAGCAGCUGGCCAGAGAUGCAUGGCGCUCUCGGUUGCCAUAUUCGUCGGUAAAUCGAAGGACUGGGUGCCAGAUUUGGUAGAGGCCGCGAAAAGGUUGAAGGUUAACGCUGGACAUGUACCUGGCACCGACCUUGGACCAGUUAUAUCGCCGCAGUCGAAGGAAAGAAUACAUCGUCUAGUCGAGUCGGGGGUGAAAGAACACGCAACAUUGGCUCUCGAUGGCAGAGGACUUGUCGUCAAGGGAUUCGAAAAAGGAAAUUUCGUUGGUCCUACCGUGCUGGCAGAUGUGAAGCCAACGAUGCAAUGCUAUACCGAGGAAAUCUUUGGGCCAGUGCUUUCAUGCAUUUUCACCAAUACUCUGGAUGAAGCUAUUGAUAUUAUUAAUAAAAACACCUAUGGAAACGGGACUGCUGUUUUUACGACGAACGGUGCAACAGCGAGAACGUUUGUAAACAGGAUUGAAGCUGGACAAGUUGGUAUAAAUGUUCCUAUUCCAGUGCCAUUGCCAAUGUUUAGUUUCACCGGCAAUAAAGGAUCCUUCUUGGGUGAUAAUCAUUUUUAUGGAAAAUAUGGUAUAAACUUCCAUACACAAACGAAAACGAUAACGCAAUUGUGGCGAUCUGGAGAUGCCACUGAUAUUGCAUCCUCAACAGCCAUGCCAACAAUGCAAUAAAGACUGUGCUCAUUGUUUAAUUCAGAAACUGCUCUUGUUGAAUUUAUAAAGAUUAUCAACAUUGUCAAGUAGGGAAGUUAUCAUGACUUUCCUGUAAAGAAGAAGCUUUAUUAUUUUCUAAUAAUAUGUAAAUAAUGUCUUCCAUUUCAUCGAUAUAUUUAAAUGUUACUUCUUCUAA
Messenger RNA from Nomia melanderi (Alkali bee), 1906 nucleotides. RefSeq names its product putative methylmalonate-semialdehyde/malonate-semialdehyde dehydrogenase [acylating], mitochondrial. Gene Ontology annotation, biological process: L-valine catabolic process; thymine catabolic process. The record is from RefSeq and is a predicted model, not a curated record. Lineage: Eukaryota; Metazoa; Arthropoda; Insecta; Hymenoptera; Halictidae. Gene Ontology annotation, cellular component: mitochondrion. Gene Ontology annotation, molecular function: methylmalonate-semialdehyde dehydrogenase (acylating, NAD+) activity.